AUGCCGAUCGCGACCAAGACAAGCCCGUACCACCAGCCCCGGCAGCACGACCGGGCGCACGUCGAGUCGACGCCCGCGGGCUCGAGCCUGCCGGUCAUUGUCGUCGGCGCUGGUCCUUCCGGAAUGGCGACGGCGCUCGGCCUCGGCGCGCGCGGGAUCAAGGUCACCGUCCUCGAGGCUGGCACGGCCGCGAGCUACGGCUCGCGCGCGACCUGCUACUCGCGGCACACGCAGGAGAUUGCCGACCGGCUAGGCUACGGCGACUUGCUGGCGUCGCGCGCGGUCGGGUGGGUCGGCGGGCGCAGCUUCUACCGCGACCGCGAGGUGCUGCACUUCACCAUGCCGCACGAGCCGCACAGCUUCCGCCCGCCAAUGGUCAACAUCGGCCAGAGCGAGUACGAGGAGAUGCAGCUGCACGCUGUUGCGCGGAAUCCAAACGUCACGAUCCUGUGGGGCGUGGCCGUCACUGGCGUCGCGCCCGACGCGAGCGGCGUGACAUUGACGGUUGACACGGUCGACGGCGAGCGCACGCUGCGCGCCGACCGCGUCGUGGCGGGCGACGGCGCGCGCAGCAAGGUGCGCAACGCGCUCGGCCUGCACAUGAGCGGCACGGCAUACGAGGGGCGAUAUGUCAUCGCCGACAUUCACUGGAAGUCGCCCCUGCCCACACAGCGCAUGGUGUGGUUCGACCCGCCCAGCAACCCCGGCUCAACGGUCAUCAUGCACAAGCAGCCCGACGACAUCUGGCGUAUCGACUACCAGCUGAGCCCGAAGGACGAUACGACCGAGGAGACGACGCGCGAGGCGGUGAUUGCACGUGUGACCAAGCACCUCGCAUGGCUCGAGAACAACGGCACCAUCACCAAGGAGCCGUGGACGCUCGAGUGGCAGGGAUACUACAAGGCCCUGUCGGUCGCGCUGCCAGAGUUUGUUCACGGGCGCGUCAUCUUUACCGGCGACGCGGCGCACCUCGUCCCGAUCUUUGGCGUGCGUGGGCUCAACUCGGGCAUGGAGGACGGGGACGUGCUCGCGUGGAUGCUGGCCGCCGUCAUCAACGGCGACGCCGACGAGUCGCUCCUCAACGCCUACUCUAUCGAGCGGCGCGACGCAUGGGAGCAGAACAUUGGCAGCGCCAACAAGAGCACGCUGGUCAUGACGCCGAGCUCGGAGGGCUACCGCAUGACGCGCGACGCGCUGCUGCAGGUGUCUGCCGUCAUGCCAGAGUUCAGCCACCUCAUCGACCCGCGCCAGUCGACGGCGACGCACGCGCGGCGCUCACCACUCGCCAUCAAGCUCGACACGCCGGGCCUCAUCUCCGGCGACCCCCUCGAGGACAGGCGGAUCACGCUCGACGGGCGCGACACGAGCCUGCACACGGCGCGCGGGACCGCGUUUGGCGUGUACGCUGUCGGGCCCAUCGACGGUAGCACCGUCGCCGGCGUCGCCGAGCGGCUGCAGCGCGCCCUCCCCCACCAGAGCGUGCACACGCUCGUGCUCAACCCCGGGAAUGACGGAGGCGCAGCGGCCGCAUGGGGCCUCGCGCCGGGCCAGUUCCUCAUCGUCCGACCGGAUGGCAUCAUCCUCACGCGCGGCGACCAGGCCGCCCUGGGUGACAUUGAGGGCGCGCUCUCGGCGGCGCGCAAGGUGCCCGGCAGCCCAGCGCCAGCAUCGCCGGCAUCGCGCGGGACUACGCCCGACCCGGUACGCCUCACCGACGCGCAGAAGGCGCGGGAACAGGUCUGGCUCGAGCUGUCGGCCGCACUAGACGCCAACAGCGCCGGCGCGAACAGCAGCACUGGUGCUGGUGCUGACCGCGAAGCGUUCCUCACCCGCCUCGCGCUUGUGCUCGGUGCCGACGUCGGCCCCGAGCGCCUCGCCGACGUGCUCGCAAAGCUGAGCAUUGUGCAGUAG
Molecule: messenger RNA, 1911 nt
Organism: Vanrija pseudolonga
Lineage: Eukaryota; Fungi; Basidiomycota; Tremellomycetes; Trichosporonales; Trichosporonaceae
Gene: mhpA
Product: 3-(3-hydroxy-phenyl)propionate/3-hydroxycinnamic acid hydroxylase
Exons: 1
Coding region: 1-1911 (636 amino acids)
Molecular function (GO): oxidoreductase activity; FAD binding
Source: RefSeq, a predicted model, not a curated record